ACACGACAAAGAUGCUCCUUCCUCUGAUUUUCCUGCAGCUGCUUGUGGCCCCUGCAUUCAUGGUGCCCAGUCUGGAUUACUGGGAUGCAUGGGGUCCCUAUGGAGAGUGCAGUCGGAGCUGUGGUGGUGGUGUGACCGUUAGAACAAGGCGCUGUAUCACUCAGAGGACUGAUGGAGGGCAUAACUGUGUGGGCCCAGACAAGUCUUAUCGCAUCUGCAACAUCCAGGAUUGUCCAGAAGGAUCCAGGGAUUUCCGGGAAGAGCAGUGUUCACAGUUUGACGGGACUGACUUCCAGGGAAAACGCUACAAGUGGCUUCCAUAUUAUGGAGCAGAGAAUCCCUGUGAGCUGAACUGCAUGCCAAGAGGUGAAAACUUUUACUACCGCCAUCGCAGCUCUGUCGUUGACGGUACACCCUGCCACCCGGGACGGAGGGAUAUUUGUGUGGGGGGAGUCUGUAAGCGUCUGGGCUGUGACAACAUGCUGGACUCGUCUCAGCAGGAAGACCCCUGUCUGCAAUGUGGGGGUAAUGGCCGGUCCUGCUAUCCCAUCAAGAACACCUUCGCCGUACGCAACCUGCCAAAUGGCUACAACCAGAUGUUCAUUAUCCCUGUUGGAGCCACAACCAUCAGCAUCAGAGAGAAAACAGCCACACGCAACUACCUUGCCAUCAAGAACUUGCGUGGCGAGUACUACCUCAAUGGCCACUGGGUUAUUGAGUUUUCCAGGGCCACCCGCAUUGCGGGUACCAUGCUCUACUACCAACGAGGGGCUGAGGGGGAAAGUGUACCUGAGACCAUCAUUGGCCGCGGUCCCACCACUGAACCACUUGUUGUUGAGCUGAUCAGCCAAGAGCCUAACCAGGGCAUCGAGUAUGAAUACUACCUUCCAAAUGGACGGUCCAGAGAGGGUUACUACUGGAGCUAUGGAUCGUGGUCUUCUUGCAGCAAAGAGUGUGGAUCAGGCUAUCAGUCUCGCUUGGUUUUCUGCACGAUUGACAAUGAAGCCUACCCGGACUAUCUCUGCGCUUCCUUGCCAAGACCCCAGUCUAACCGUACAUGCAACCCCCAGGCAUGCCCACAGACCCAAAGCUGGAGAACUGGUGAGUGGAACGCCUGCUCGGUUACCUGUGGUGGGGGCUCUCAGCUGCGCACCGUGCAGUGCAUAUUGCAUGAUGCCGCUGGUCCCCAGGUUGUGGAGGACGCCAUUUGUGCCGCCUAUGCUGAUGCUCCUCCCUCUCUGCGGACCUGCAACAUGCACAAAUGCGCAGAGUAUCGAGUGACUGGAUGGAGCUCAUGCUCAGUGAGCUGUGGUACAGGUGAACAGACCAGAGAGGUCACCUGUGUGGGAUCAGGUGGGGCAAUGCUAGAGGAACCAGCCUGCAGGACUCUGCUUCGCCCACCUUCCAUCCAGACGUGUGAGAUGCCCGCCUGUCCUAAACAGAUACGUUGGCAUGUAGGAUCAUGGGGCCUGUGCUCAAAAAGCUGUGGUUCUGGCUCACGAGAGCGUCAGGUGAUCUGCUCAGACCAGGAGAGGAACCUCUAUCAAAUAGACCAGUGCAACUCCCACCCCAAACCCUCUACAAUGGAGCGCUGCAACACCCAGCCAUGCUUUAGACCACAGGUCGUCCCAAGCGUCCAGGACCCACAAGGACAUGACAGCAGCCAGACCAGCUUCCAGCCGUAUGUGCCAGAUCAUGCAACAGCCCACAGACCGGAUACAAGAGAUCCCACCCACAUAAAUACCGUGCAAGACCCUCACAGCUCCUCCGUGGCCCUCCACUGCAGCCAGUCCUACUAUGGCUGCUGCCCAGAUGGACGCACCUCAGCCAGGGGCCCCCAAGGUCUGGGCUGCCCACAGUCUCCAACUCCCACUCCUGUCCCGUCCUCCUGCAUCCAGACAAGUUAUGGCUGCUGCAGAGAUGGUGUGACAGCUGCUCAGGGUCCCAACAAAGAGGGCUGCUUGGAGUAUGUGGCCCCUACACCCACGGUUGCUCCUCUUCCAACUGAGAAUGCUGUAGAGUGCCGCAUAACCACUUAUGGAUGCUGCUUUGAUCGGAAGACACCAGCAGGGGGUCCAAACGGAGAGGGCUGCCCCAACCCACCCAACCACAUUGAGCGAUCCAUCUGCUCCCUGCCCCGUGCUGCUGGUUCCUGCAGCAGCUGGACCUCAAGGUACCAUUUUGAUGUCAUCACCUCCAAGUGUGUCCACUUCUGGUAUGGAGGGUGCCAUGGCAACAGCAAUAACUUCAUGACCAUAGCAGAGUGCCAGAGGGCAUGUCAGGUUUCAGUGUCAAGCCAGAGGCUCCCUCAGCCUGCCACCCCUUUUGGAGAGUCGGCUUCAGCCAGAGAAUCUUCCCCCGAAAGGACCACGUCUGGAAGAGCAGUAUCUCCCUCUGCAGCGUCUCCAGAUGCAGAGUCUCGUAACAUGGGGCGCACUUUAACAACGCAGGGCAGCUCGUCAAGUGACACCGUCAGACACGGCACUAGUGCAGGCAGACACGCCCACAGAGCUCGGGUGUAUCUGAGGGCACGUCGUCCUUCACGGGCUCAGCUCACAGGGCCAGCUGCGAGUUUUUCCCUGCCGAGUGUAAGUAUUGAUAAGAGCGACCCGGACCAUAUAGAAGCUUUGGUCGGCCAGACUGUGGUGCUGCCCUGCAGAGUCAGCCCUCCACCCUCAUCUACCAUCAUCGUGGAGUGGAGAAGAGAUGGAGUGCCUCUGUCGGCUCAAAGACAUCACCAGCAGCCCAAUGGAUCCCUGUUAGUUGGCCCUCUAAUGAAGUCAGACUCUGGUUGGUUCUUGUGCUUUGUCACUCAUGAACGGGAGAGAGAUCACCGCUACAUUCAUUUGUCUGUUUCAGAGGCUUCAUCUCAGCUCUAUCCAACGCGCCUGCCUAAAGAUGGCCCAAUCCCCAGGUUCACUAUUGAUCAGUCAAGCCCAUCAUCAAUAGAAAUGCAAACAGGACAAACUUUAAGACUCCCCUGCACCAUCCUUCCAGCUGCAGCUCUGCAGUCUGUCAGUAUUCAGUGGACCAAAGACGGAAGAACCCUCAGUGACUCCAGGAUUACCCAUCACAGUGACGGUGCCUUGAUCAUCAGCCCCCUAACAGCUGCAGACUCUGGGGUCUACACAUGUACAGCUGCCAGCCAACAGCAGCUGGAGCAGAGGCAGCUGCAACUCAGGGUCCAAACUGACCUGAAGAUCACUACAGCACCCAAUAAUGUUCAGGUGUCUGAAGGCAGCACGGCUCUGCUGCCGUGUGUGGUGUCUGGAGAUAACGUCAACAUAGGCUGGUCCAGGAAUGGAGUGCCAGUGCGUCCAGACGGACAUAAUAUCCUGGUUUCAUCUGAUGGCAGCCUGAUCCUACAUAAUGUAAAGGCCUCUGAUGAGGGAACCUACACCUGUAAUGCUUAUACAGGCAUAUAUUCUGUGAGCGCCACAGCUGAAGUUAGGGUCCUUAAAGACGCACAAGGUGGUAAUGUGCAGCCGGGCUGUGUGGACCAAAAUGAUCUUGCCAACUGCAAACUCAUAGUUUACGCCCGACUGUGCGACCAUCAGUACUACUCUGGUUUCUGCUGCGCCAGCUGUGCCAAGCAUGCCUCAAAGAACGGCAGGAAUGGUCGGUCGGCACGUGUUUUGAUAGGCUGAGCAUUCAGCUUUCAACUCCUGCACCAAAUGGAAUCCAAAACCAGGACGAAACGAUGCAGAUUAUCUCUUAAAAAGAACUGUUCUACAGUCAGCACUUUGCUCAGAUUAUCGUCUGCAUUAAACACAACAGACUUCAACUUCAAACAUCCCAUAUUUAAUGUACUGGAUGUGAGGAGGCACUGGAAAUAAGCUAUUUAAUCACUGGAACUGUGUGUUCUCUGUUUUUAGAGAAUCAAAUUAUCUAAAAAAUAAUGUAGCUUCCUGUGCUUCAUUAUUUUUAAAUCCUUUUAUUUUUGAAUCAAAAUGUUUGCAAGUUCACUUGUUGUUGAUGCCAACACCUGUUUGACCUUUUGUGU
Messenger RNA from Cyprinodon variegatus (sheepshead minnow), 4003 nucleotides. RefSeq names its product papilin, proteoglycan-like sulfated glycoprotein (gene paplna). Gene Ontology annotation, cellular component: extracellular matrix. Lineage: Eukaryota; Metazoa; Chordata; Actinopteri; Cyprinodontiformes; Cyprinodontidae. Bases 12 to 3647 code for a protein of 1211 amino acids. The record is from RefSeq and is a predicted model, not a curated record. Gene Ontology annotation, molecular function: serine-type endopeptidase inhibitor activity; metalloendopeptidase activity. The transcript has 26 exons. Gene Ontology annotation, biological process: extracellular matrix organization.